Ceratitis capitata (Mediterranean fruit fly) is the source of this 1162-nucleotide messenger RNA. RefSeq lists its product as uncharacterized. NCBI's taxonomy places the organism in Eukaryota, Metazoa, Arthropoda, Insecta, Diptera, Tephritidae. Bases 191 to 871 code for a protein of 226 amino acids. The transcript has 4 exons. The record is from RefSeq and is a predicted model, not a curated record.
UUGUGCGCUCUCUAGAAGUUUUUGAAAUUCGGUAUGAAAAUUUUCUUUGUGAAUAUGCUUGACGAUUUGAUUGUAAACGUUGUUUUCCCUUUCUUGAACGAAGAACAGUUAUAACGGCGUAAUAAAGAUAUUUGAGUGUUACAAUUAAUGAAGCGAGUAAAGUAAUUGGAAUUUCACCAUUGUAGAAGCAAUGUUUGUGAACAUGGAUAAUUGUCAGGAGAAAAUGGAGCAACAGGAUAAUGCUUCAACACGUGCUCCAGAAGAAGUGGAUUUGGAACUUAUGCACCGAAACUUUUUCGACUCUGCGGAAGAACGGCGUACAGAAUAUUACGCACUUUACCGCCAAUUGAUCUCAGAAUUAAGGUCUUCACACUUAGAAGGGUUUGCUAAUGUUCUAAUGAAGCAUCAGAAGCAUGUAGUAAAAAAUCAACAUGAAUUAAUUUGCGAAAUGAAAGAACAAUUAAUGCGCAGCCUUCAAAAUUCAUUGGAUCGGUUUUGGGAAGAAUAUGAUGUUUCAAAUCGAAUAGCCGAGUUGGAAAUGCUAAAAGAGCAGUAUAAACAAUUUCAAGGAAAUUCAUGGAAUAUACUGAAAAUGAAUCCCAUCCAAAGAACUUUGCCCCUACGCAUGCGCUUUAAAGAAGUUAGAAUACGUCAUCUAGAAAAACAACUUGAUUAUCAAAAUGAACUUCUAAAGAAUUUUAUGGAGUUAAAUGAUAAGGAGCGGUCCCGGAUUCAAUGCAUUGAAAAAAUGAGAAAGUCUAUGUCGAUGAGCUUAGUAAGAUACUCAAAGGAUGUUGAACAAAAAAAGACGUUGGCGAAAAAUAUGGCAAACAACUUGUUAGAUAACAUGGAAAAAGAUUUUGCCUCGUAAAAGUAUAAUUCUUAUAAUUUUUUCCUUACGUAUCCGCCUUGAGCUGUUCAAGUGCCAAUUAUCUAACAUAAAUUUUACAUAAAACAAUGUUUAACAUUGCAUAUGGAAUAUAUAGAUAUAUAGAUAGGUAUAUAGAUUUCGAAACAAUCAUAACAGCAAAACCAGUAUCAUGCGAAAUUGUCUGGUAAGUGGCAAUGAACGGACAUCGCAUAGUAACCGGAGUAAUAAGAUUUUAUUUAUUUUAAAUAGGAAAAGUAUUAAUAAUUAAGAAUUAAUAAAUAAUUUUACAAC